AUGUCAAUGUCACGACAGCCAAAUAAAACAAGAUCUUCCCGCGCCGGUUUGGCAUUCCCUGUGGGAAGAAUACACAAGAUUUUACGGAAAGGAAAUUACGCGCCAAGGGUGGGAAGAGACGCUCCAGUCUAUCUUGCAGCAGUUUUGGAGUAUUUGGCUGCAGAAAUACUGGAAUUGUCCGGUGAAGCCGCCAAAGAAAACGACAAAACCAGGAUUGUGCCAAGACACAUAUUAUUCGCGAUCAGAAAUGAUGAAGAGUUGAGCAUGAUGCUGACUGGGGUGACCAUAUCACAAGGAGGAGUGUUGCCAGUUAUUCAUUCUCAACUGCUGCCGAAGAAAACCAUGAAGAAUAAGGCGGAUUGA
Plodia interpunctella (Indianmeal moth) is the source of this 363-nucleotide messenger RNA. RefSeq names its product histone H2A, sperm-like. The transcript has a single exon. The coding region runs from base 1 to 363 and encodes 120 amino acids. NCBI's taxonomy places the organism in Eukaryota, Metazoa, Arthropoda, Insecta, Lepidoptera, Pyralidae. The record is from RefSeq and is a predicted model, not a curated record. Gene Ontology annotation, cellular component: nucleosome; chromatin. Gene Ontology annotation, biological process: heterochromatin formation. Gene Ontology annotation, molecular function: structural constituent of chromatin; DNA binding; protein heterodimerization activity.